Messenger RNA from Centrocercus urophasianus (Greater sage-grouse), 3433 nucleotides. It is a transcript of the gene KLHL18, whose product is annotated as kelch like family member 18. Gene Ontology annotation, molecular function: protein binding. Bases 52 to 1806 code for a protein of 584 amino acids. The transcript is spliced from 10 exons. Lineage: Eukaryota; Metazoa; Chordata; Aves; Galliformes; Phasianidae. The record is from RefSeq and is a predicted model, not a curated record.
AGCGAAGCGGAUCGGAGCGGGGUAGGGAAGCGCGGUGCGGCGGUCAGGACGAUGCUGGAGGCGGCGGCCGCAGCCGAGCCCGAAUUGGACCCCGAGGACCUGGUACAUUUCUCGGUUGGAGACCUGCCCAGCCGUGGCUACGGCGUGAUGGGCGAGAUCCGGAGGCAGGGCAAGCUGUGCGAUGUGACCCUCAAGGUGGGGGACCAUAAAUUCAGCGCUCACCGGAUCGUGCUGGCAGCUUCCAUCCCCUACUUCCAUGCCAUGUUCACCAACGACAUGAUGGAGUGCAAGCAGGAUGAGAUCGUCAUGCAGGGGAUGGACCCCAGUGCACUUGAGGCUCUGAUCAACUUCGCCUACAACGGGCACCUGGCGAUCGAUCAGCAGAACGUGCAGUCUUUGCUGAUGGGAGCCAGCUUCCUGCAGCUGCAGAACAUCAAGGAUGCCUGCUGCACCUUCCUCAGAGAGAGGCUUCACCCAAAGAACUGCCUGGGCGUGCGGCAGUUUGCCGAGACGAUGAUGUGCGCAGUGCUCUACGAUGCUGCCAACAGCUUCAUUCACCAGCACUUCGUGGAGGUGUCCAUGUCUGAGGAGUUCCUGGCUCUGCCUUUUGAGGACGUCCUGGAGCUCGUUUCUCGGGAUGAGCUCAACGUCAAGUCUGAAGAGCAGGUGUUUGAAGCUGCUCUAGCAUGGAUACGCUACGAGCGAGACCAGAGGGAGCUGUUCCUGCCUGAGCUCCUCUCCAAAAUCCGCCUGCCCCUUUGUCGGCCGCAGUUUCUCACUGACAGAGUGCAGCAAGACGACCUGGUGCGCUGCUGCCACAAAUGCAGAGAUCUAGUGGAUGAAGCAAAAGAUUAUCACCUCAUGCCAGAGCGUCGACCGCACCUCCCAGCAUUCAAGACCCGUCCUCGGUGCUGCACGUCGAUUGCAGGGCUGAUUUAUGCUGUUGGAGGACUUAACUCAGCAGCAAAUUUUUAUGCAGGUGACUCUCUGAACGUGGUGGAAGUCUUUGACCCCAUUGCCAACCGCUGGGAGAAGUGCCAGCCGAUGACGACGGCGCGGAGCCGCGUUGGUGUGGCCGUGGUGAAUGGGCUGCUCUACGCCAUCGGGGGGUACGACGGGCAGCUGAGGCUGAGCACUGUGGAGGUGUACAACCCUGAGAUGGAUUCCUGGUCCAAAGUGGAAAGCAUGAACAGCAAACGAAGUGCGAUGGGAACCGUGGUGCUGGACGGGCAGAUCUACGUUUGCGGCGGAUACGAUGGAAACUCCUCGCUCAACUCCGUGGAGUCCUAUUCUCCAGAAACAAACAAGUGGACAGUGGUGACCCCCAUGAGCUCCAACCGCAGCGCUGCUGGUGUCACUGUGUUUGAGGGCAGGAUCUACGUGUCAGGAGGGCACGACGGCCUGCAGAUCUUCAACAGUGUGGAGUACUACAACCAGCACACGGCCACCUGGCACCCGGUGGCCAGCAUGCUCAACAAGCGCUGCCGCCACGGGGCGGCGUCGCUGGGAAGCAAGAUGUUUGUGUGCGGGGGUUACGACGGCUCUGCCUUCCUCAGCAUGGCUGAGGUGUACAGCUCUGUGGCGGACCAGUGGUACCUCAUCGUCCCCAUGAACACCCGGAGGAGCCGAGUGUCCCUGGUGGCAAACUGCGGCCGCCUGUACGCCGUCGGGGGUUACGAUGGACAGUCCAACCUCAGCUCGGUGGAGAUGUACGACCCGGAGACCAACCGCUGGACGUUCAUGGCCCCGAUGGUGUGCCACGAGGGGGGGGUCGGCGUGGGCUGCAUCCCCCUGCUGACCAUCUGAGGAGGCAGAGGCGAGGAGCUGCCUUGUCACCGACAAUCGUGGGAGAGCUCCAGCCGGCGUUUCCCGCUCUGAUAGCCAGAGAGAUCCAUCUCCAGGUGCUCAAACACACACAGAAACUUGACACGACCACCCCCACCCUUGGCUCUUGGGCCGAGGCCCCUGAAGGAUCGACGUUUUCGGGACUACGACGCGAGGUGUGAAUGUGCUGCCCUGAGCAAGGAGCUGCCCUCCUCCCGCUUUCGCCUCUGCGCAGAGCCACAGCUGAGCAAAUCCUUCCUCUCCCCAACAGCGCCCAGCCGCGUCGGUGUGCUUUGGCCAACGCUGGGAGGUGGUGGUGUGGGUUGGGAGGGCACAGAAUUGCACAGAACGGCAGCUUCCGUGACUUGAAGAACACCUGCACACCUUCUGUCUGCAGCAAGGACCCCGGCAUCCCAAGAGUUUGAUCAGUUUUGGGUUGUUUCAGCUUCAUGCUGGCCACGUUGAGAUCUUACCCGGUCUACCAAAGCAGGCAGAACCUACCAAUGUAGGCCUGUAAGACCAUGUCCAAGCUCUGCAAGUUCGGGUGCUUCUUGCACAAGCCACUGCUGGUUUCUCCAAAUGCUUUCUUCAGCUUAGAUGGGGAAAAUUUCUCCACGAGAGCCACACGAUGGAGAAACUGGGGGGAGAAAAAGUCGGUUAAACCAUGGGAGCGUUUUAGCAAACAUGGGAGGAAGAAUGCCAAAUGUCAACCACACUAAGCAACAGCCUUAGGAUUUCAACAGAGGAGGCAAACCGAGGUGUGAAUUGUCAGGAUAGCCCUUAAUGGUCAAUAGAUGUCUCCAAAAAUAAGCUUUGGCUUUUCUACGUUGGUAUGUGAGAGGCAGCUGACGCAGAGUGGCCGGGAUCUUUAAGGAGGAGAGGGAUCACUGCCUCUGUUUGUGACAGCACAGGAGGUCUGUGGCUGUGUUGGGGCAGCUGCAGUUCAGCUCUGAGGAGCAGAGAAACCUGCAGCAGCCUCCCUGCAAGGCGCUGGUGGGAAACCACACUUCCCCAGCACGGGUGAGAUCAACGUCUUGGGGUUUGUGUGCUGGGAAAGGUCUUGGCAAUGUGCUUAUUUCAUGGCAGCCACGCAAGGAAACUUCCUGUGGCCAAACUGUGGCAGGGCUGCAGGUGCUGCCCCGUGUCCCUGCUCGUCCCAUGGGGCUCAGCACCGCUUCCAGCCCUUCUCCCUUUGCUGUUUUCAACCCUAUUUUCACUGCAGCCAAAGGGAGCUGCUGCUGCUGCUGGCUUGCUCCUUCCCAGAACCAAACCCACCGAGCACCACUUGCCUGCAUCAGCCCUCCAGCAUUUCCCCUGCAUGAAUGUGAAUGGUGAGAGCCACGGCUCCCUGCCCACCAGCACAGCCACGGGGCAGGGAGCCCCUCAACACUACGCCCACUGCAGGCAGCGGGGGCUCGCUGCUGCCCUGUGUUUCCAGGAGCUUUGGUGUCCCCCCACCCAAACCCGUGCUUCUCCUUCAUAGCUGACUCCCAGCUCGGGAUUUUAACUUUGGGUGUAUAUGUGGAUGUCUAUAUAUUCAGGUACUGUGUAUAUUUCAGGUAUAUAUAACGAGCAUAUCUGGCUAUAAAUGUGGUUUUGUCAGUAUGUA